AGGCCUGGAGGUGUGGCUCAGUGGUUAAGAGCCCCUUGGGUUCAAUCUCUAGUAUGAAAAAAAAAAGUAUAUUAAUAUAUGAAUAUAUUCUCCUUAUAGAAAAGUUAAAUAUAACAGAUAAGACUAAAGUCUCAUUGAUCAAUACUUUUCAUAUUCCACUGCCUUCUUCCCCUAUUCAGACUUAAUUACUGUCAUCAGUUUUCUAAAAGCCCUGAUGUAACUUUUUCUGUGCACUUACAUAUAUAUGUGAAAAUACGUAUGUAUAUUUAUAUAUGGAAUUUCAUAUAUAGCACAUGUAUAAAUUUAUAUUAAUAUUCAUUUAGUUUAUUUUUCACAACUGUCUGUGAUGAUCAACAAUCCAUAAUUACUAAAUAAAUCUUACUAAUAACCUGACUAGAACAGGAAGUAAAAGGUCAAACAUUUGAAAACAUAUCAUGUGUCCAGCUUGCAAAAUUCCAUUCCAUAUCUGUUUUGCAUAUAGUUCCCAGGUAUCAUUGGACAGGUCAUGGCUCCACGCUUACGGCGACGGAGGCACAAGAAAUCCCCAACAGUGGCUCCUGUGGUUGUGAUCCCUCCCACAGUUGUGACUCCUUUGCCUCUGACUCUCUCAAAACCUGGCCCUAGCAUUGAUGCACAUGGCUUCUUCUCCUUGGACAGUAAUGUUCCUGGUCUGUCCCAGUUGAUCCUUCAAAAGCUGAACAUGAAAAGUUAUGAAGAAUACAAGUUGGUGAUAGAUGGGGGUAUCCCUGUAUCAGGCUUUGGAUUUCAAUGUCCUCAAGAAAUGUUCCAGAGGAUGGAGGACACAUUCCGAUUCUGUGCUCACUGUAGAGCUCUCCCUAGUGACCUUUCAGACUCCAAAGUUCUUCGGCACUGUAAGAGGUGCAGAAAUGUCUAUUACUGUGGCCCAGAGUGCCAGAGGUCAGAUUGGCCAGUACACAGGAAGGUUUGUCAAGAGCUUCGUCUUGUGGCUGUGGAUCGUCUCAUGGAAUGGCUUGUGGUCACAGGUGAUUUUGUCCUACCCUCAGGACCUUGGCCAUGGCCGGCUGAAGUUGUACAGGACUGGAAUACCUGGUUUUCUAUGAGGGAGUUGCAGAUAGAUGCUACACUGAAUGCUAUACUAGGCAGUCAUGCUAUGACCUCCUUAUGGGCCAGUGUAGGAAGGCCGAGGCCAGACCCAGAUGACUUGAAGGGCUCUUUGAGGCGACUCCUGACAGAUGUUCUGUCACGGCCUUUGACUCUGGGCCUAGGGUUUAGGGUCCUAGGGAUAGAUGUUUGGAAGACUGGAGGAAGUGCAGUGCAUGUGAUUGGUGCAUCCCAUGUGGAGACAUUUCUCACUCGUUCUGGGGACUAUGAUGAGCUUGGCUAUAUGUUUUCUGGACACCUUGGCCUCCAUGUGAUCAUGGUGGGUGUAGAUGUGUCUGCUGACUUUUUACACAGCACCUCAUCUUCACCUCUGGAACCUGGCACAAUUCAGCUUAGUGGCCACAGGAGCCUCUAUCAUGACUUCUGGGAAGAGCAGAUAGAGACUGGGAAGAUAGCCUAUCCAGAUAUGGUGGUGGCAUUCCAUCCAGGUUUCCAUGCAUCCCUGAACUUGAUGGAAGCUUGGCUGCCUACCCUGCUGCUACUUCGUGACUAUAAGAUCCCUACAUUGAUUACUGUUUACAGCCAUCAGGAAUUGACAGCCUCUUUGCAGAUUUUGGUGAAACUUGAUAUACACGUCAUUGCAUAUGGAGCUAACCCUUUCACAUCCCUCAAACCUGAACAGGUCUAUUCCAACCCCAACAAGCAGCCAGUGUACUGCAGUGCCUACUACAUCAUGUUUCUUGGAAGCUCCUGCCCGCUAGAGAGACAAUUAGAAGAGAAAGUGGAUGGUGUGGCUUAAAUAGCUGAGCCAAAUCCUAACUGGACAUCUGGAAAGUAGGGAAGUUGUAAUGAAAUUACCUUGAUGAUGCCAAAUUAUUGCCAACUUUAAAACAUACUGUAUUCUAAGCCCUAUUCACUGCCUAGGUACAGAUUGUAGACUGAAUAAGAGCUCUACUAUUUAUCUAACAGUUUAGGCUAGAAAAUGGAGAUGUCAAUGACUUGAAAGUCAUGUAAGAAUGGGAAAGUUGGGCUGGGGAUGUGGCUCAAGCGGUAGCGUGCUCACCUGGCAUGCAUGCGGCCUGGGUUCGAUCCUCAGCACCACAUAUAAACAAAGAUGUUGUGUCUGCCGAAAACUAAAAAAUAAAUAUUAAAAAAAAUUCUCUUUCUCUCUCUCUUUAAAAAAUAAAUAAAUAAAUAAAUAAAUAAAUAAAAAUAUAUAUAUAAAAGAAUGGGAAAGUCAGGGAAGUUAUUGGGAACAUGGGGAAAGCUUAAGGAUUGGUAUACUGUCCUAUUUCUUAUUUUUGUUUGUUUGUUUGUUUGUUUUCAUCUAGAGAAAUGUUUCAUUUUCCUAUUGUCUUUUCAGGAACUCUGACACUAGAGUGGCCCUCAUAUUGUAGUCUAGAUAUCAGUCUUUACCUGAAUAUAUUGGAGUUGUUAUCUCUUUUUAUACCACAGUUAACUCAUUUGGGGGCUUUUUUUUUUUUUAAGUGACAUGGAGUCUCUCUCUGUUGUCCAGGCUGACUCUGAAUUCCGAGGUUUAAGUGAUCCUCUUACCUCAGCUUUGCAAGUAUCUGGGUAUAUGGGUACUUACCACCAUACCUGGCUACCUUGGGGCU
Messenger RNA from Ictidomys tridecemlineatus (thirteen-lined ground squirrel), 2699 nucleotides. It is a transcript of the gene Mss51, whose product is annotated as MSS51 mitochondrial translational activator. The record is from RefSeq and is a predicted model, not a curated record. Lineage: Eukaryota; Metazoa; Chordata; Mammalia; Rodentia; Sciuridae.